AUGGAAAGAAUAGAUAGAACAGAAAAUCUAUGUACUUUACCUGUAGGUGAAUCAAGUCAAUUUUUCGUAUCAAAAUUACCAAAUGAUCGAUCAACAGGGGUAGGAAGUUUUACUGUUGGUAUCACCGGUCCAUCAACUGUUUUUCUUGAUGCAAAUGAAACUGAGCAUGGUUAUGAAUUUCAUUAUAAACCAAUGCGAACUGGUAAAUAUAUUAUCACAAUAAAAAACGGUGAAAAACAUAUUCAAGGCAGUCCAUUUAUAUGUCGUGUUUUUGAUAAACUCAAUGAAAAUUGUACAGUUUCAUCAAGAAUGCGUGAAAAAGAAAAUGAUGUAGGGAGUGAGGCAACAACAUGUACUACAACGCAAGCAACAACAAGUUGUAAUUCCUUAAUGCCUGUUCAGUCAAUUUUAAAUCCGAUUCGUUCAUCAACACGGUCACUAACUCAUGUUGAUCUUGAUAUUCUUCGUUCGUCAAUGACUGGUGAUGCAUCACAAGUAUGUGUUUUUGGAACAGGCCUCUAUGAAACGAAACCACGAAGAAAAGCAACAUUUCAAAUUGAUGCUACUCAAGCAGGUCCUGGAUUACUUUUAGUUGGUCUUUAUUCUUCGCUUGGAUCAUAUGAACGUCUUGUUGUUAAACGUAUAACGUCAGCGUCUUUUACUUACGUUUACAAAGUGUCUUAUAGAGUUCGAAUACGUGGUCAAUAUAUGUUAGUUAUUCUUUAUGGAUCAAAUAUGCAACAUGUGCCGGGAAGUCCUUAUCUUAUUACCGUUGAAUGA
This is a messenger RNA of Rotaria socialis, 780 nucleotides long. NCBI's taxonomy places the organism in Eukaryota, Metazoa, Rotifera, Eurotatoria, Philodinida, Philodinidae. The record is from the annotation of a GenBank genome assembly.